AUGGUACGCCCCAAACCGGAAGUGAAGGCGGCGGCGGCGGCGGUGGCGUUCGCGCGCGCUGAGCCCUCGCGAUGGUUGCGGCCCAUCAUGCGUCUCCGCGGCGGCUGCGGGGCCCCGGGCCGGGGGCGGGCGAUCCGGGAGGUGCGGGUCGGGGUCGCCGUGUUCUGCGCCGUGGCCGCGGUGUUCGUCCUCACGCUGCCCCCCUCGCUGCCCGGGGGAGACGCGGGGGAACUGAUCACAGCCGCCCAUGAGCUUGGAGUUGCCCAUCCUCCUGGCUACCCCUUGUUCACCCUGGUGGCCAAGCUGGUGACUGUCCUCUUUCCUUUUGGCUCCGUUGCCUUCCGAGUCAAUCUUCUCUGUGGCUUGUUUGGAGCAGUAGCAGCGUCGUUACUUUUUUCCACCGUUUUCAGGCUUUCUGGCUCCCUUGCUGGAGGAAUCCUUGCUGCGGGGGUGUUUUCAUUUUCUCGGCUCACAUGGCAGUGGUCCAUCGCGGCAGAGGUUUUCAGCUUGAACAAUCUGUUUGUGGGGCUGCUGAUGGCUCUCACCGUACAUUUUGAGAAGGCAGAAACAGCAGAGGGAAGAUCAAAGAUUGCUAAAAUUGGUGCUUUCUGCUGUGGCCUUAGCUUAUGUAAUCAGCACACAAUAGUGCUCUAUAUUUUGUGCAUAAUACCUUGGAUUCUCUUGCGACUUCUUAAAGAGAAGGAACUCUCACCCGGCCUUCUGCUGAAGUUGAGCUUGUUCUUUGCUGCUGGGUUGCUGCCCUAUGUCUACCUUCCCAUCUCGUCCUCCCUCAGUCGAGCCCGCUGGACCUGGGGAGACCAGACCACGUGGGCUGGAUUUUUAACCCAUUUGCUCAGGGAAGAAUAUGGAACAUUCAGUCUGGCCAAAUCUGAAGUUGGAUCCAGUAUGUCUGAGAUACUGCUUUCUCAGAUAACAAAUAUGAGGACAGAACUCUCAUUCAACAUUCAAGCACUGGCAGUGUGGGCAAAUCUAUGUCUACCUAAAAAGGACAGACAGACUUCAUCAUUAGUAUGGCUUUUUACUGGAAUGCUUUGCAUUUAUUCACUGUUCUUUGCUUGGAGGGCAAAUUUAGAUAUUUCAAAGCCACUUUUCAUGGGUGUGGUGGAACGAUUCUGGAUGCAGAGCAAUGCGGUGGUGGCUGUCCUCGCUGGCAUUGGUUUGUCUGCCCUUGUUUCAGAGUGUCACCGGAUGCUGAAUGUUGGCAGACUCCAGUGCCUGGAAUGGAUUUCAGCCACUCUUUUUGUGACUUACCAAAUAUAUUCCAAUUAUAGCGUUUGUGACCAAAGGACCAACUAUGUGAUCGACAAAUUUGCAAAGAAUCUUCUAGCUUCUAUGCCUCAUGAUGCUAUUAUCUUACUCCGAGGAGACCUUCCAGGAAAUUCUCUCCGUUAUCUGCAUUAUUGCGAAGGACUGAGGCCAGAUGUUUCAUUGGUGGAUCAGGAAAUGAUGACUUACGAGUGGUAUUUACCCAAGAUGGCAAACCAUUUACCAGGUGUUAAGUUUCCUGGGAACCGGUGGAAUCCUGUGGAAGGAAUAUUACCUGGUGGAAUGGUCACAUUUAAUCUUGAUCAUUUUCUUGAAAUAAAUAAACAAAAAGAAAUCUUCGUUUGUAUAGGAACUCAUGAAGGUGACCCCACUUGGAAGAAGAACUAUUCACUCUGGCCGUGGGGUUCUUGUGACAAAUUUGUUCCUUUGAAGAAUAUAUUUGUCCCUGAGAAAUGGAUAAAACUUACAAGAAAUCUCUAUAACUGGACUGAGGAGUAUGGAAGAUUCGAUCCUUCAUCUUGGGAAUCUGUGGCCAAUGAGGAGAUGUGGCAAGCGAGGAUGAAGACCCCCUUCUUCAUCUUCAGCUUGGCAGAAUCUGCCAACAUGCCCGCCACUGUGAAAGCUGAACUCUACACUCAUGCAUAUAAUCUUUAUAAGGACCUUGUCUCUUCACAAAAGCUCCACCCUGUGAACUGGCACAAAAACUAUGCCAUCGCCUGCGAGCGGAUGCUGCGUCUCAGGGAAAGCGGUGCCACCCCUGAAGUCUUGCUCUCAGAAACCAUCAGACAUUUCCAUCUCUACACCCAGAGAGCCCAGGAUGAUCCACAGCUGGCUGACAUUGUGGCUGCUGUAAAGCACCUAAGAAAGGAACUGCGGAGUCUGAGAAAUAUGAAAAAUUUCCGAGGCAGCAAAAUGUGAUAAACCUGCUAGGGUUCGGCAUCCAGAAUGCUCCAGUCCCAAAGUUCUCUGUCUGAGAAGAGAAAAUAUGUGAAAAGCUGAGACUCUCAUCUCUCAGACUGGAGAACAAUACCUGGCUCAGCAGUGUUGGGGAGACUGGGGGUGGCUGUUCAGGACUACGAUGUGUUCUUUCCUCAAAUUCUGUUUUUUCACGUGACCAAAUUUGUAUUUCAGGGAGACUCGUUGUGGAAAUCUU
Molecule: messenger RNA, 2440 nt
Organism: Suncus etruscus (white-toothed pygmy shrew)
Lineage: Eukaryota; Metazoa; Chordata; Mammalia; Eulipotyphla; Soricidae
Gene: TMEM260
Product: transmembrane protein 260
Exons: 16
Coding region: 1-2205 (734 amino acids)
Source: RefSeq, a predicted model, not a curated record